Messenger RNA from Zonotrichia albicollis (white-throated sparrow), 12754 nucleotides. RefSeq names its product interleukin 1 receptor accessory protein like 1 (gene IL1RAPL1). Gene Ontology annotation, molecular function: interleukin-1 receptor activity. The record is from RefSeq and is a predicted model, not a curated record. NCBI's taxonomy places the organism in Eukaryota, Metazoa, Chordata, Aves, Passeriformes, Passerellidae. Gene Ontology annotation, biological process: signal transduction; negative regulation of exocytosis.
ACUCGCGGCCAGCUGAGCCCCAGGAGUAAACACGGGGCUCCUCCGGCCGAGUGCGCAGUGUGGUGACCGGCACUCGCCUCGCUGACUGAUCGCACUAGAGGAAUAUUUCGGGAGACUCCUGUGGGUAAGGAAGCAGCCACGGAAAGACAGAAGAUGAAAGCUCCUAUUCCCAACUUGAUUCUCUUGUAUGCUACUCUGACUCAGAGCCUGAAGGUUGUAACCAAAAGGGGAUCAGCUGAUGGAUGCACUGACUGGUCUGUGGAUUACAAGAAAUAUCAAGUUCUAGUGGGAGAACCUGUUCGUAUAAAAUGUGCACUCUUUUAUGGAUAUAUUAGAGCUAAUUACUCCCUAGCCCAAAGUGCUGGACUUAGUUUGAUGUGGUACAAAAGCUCUGGACCUGGAGAUUUUGAGGAACCUAUAGCUUUUGAUGGAACCAGAAUGAGCAAGGAAGAAGACUCCAUUUGGUUCAGACCAACAGUGGUACAAGACAGCGGGCUCUAUGCAUGUGUUAUAAGAAACUCAACUUACUGUAUGAAAGUGUCCAUUUCGCUGACGGUGGGUGAAAAUGACACCGGACUCUGCUACAAUUCAAAGAUGAAAUAUUUUGAAAAAGCUGAACUUAGCAAAAGCAAGGAAAUCUCAUGUCCUGAAAUUGAGGAUUUUUUAUUUCCAUUUAGGGAGCCUGAAAUUCUGUGGUAUAAGGAAUGCAAGUCAAAGACAUGGAGAUCAAGUAUUGUGUUUAAAAAGGACACUCUUGUCAUUCGGGAAGUUAGAGAGGAUGACAUUGGAAAUUACACUUGUGAGCUAAAAUAUGGAUUCUUUGUUGUCAGAAGAACUACGGAGUUGACAGUUACAGCCCCACUAACAGAUAAACCACCAAAGCUUUUACAUCCCUUGGAGAGUAAGCUAACAAUUCAGGAGACCCAGUUAGGUGGUUCUGCUAAUCUAACCUGCAGAGCUUUCUUUGGAUACAGUGGAGAUGUCAGUCCUUUAAUCUACUGGAUGAAAGGGGAGAAGUUUAUUGAAGAUUUGGAUGAUAAUCGAGUCUGGGAAAGUGACAUUAGGGUUCUCAAGGAACAUCUUGGGGAACAGGAGGUUUCCAUCUCAUUGAUUCUUGACUCAGUUGAAGAGGCAGACCUGGGAAAUUAUUCCUGCUACGUCGAGAAUGGGAACGGACGCCGCCAUGCCAGUAUUCUUCUACACAAAAGGGAGCUGAUGUACACAGUUGAGCUUGCUGGUGGGCUUGGUGCUAUUCUGCUGCUGCUUGUUUGUUUAGUGACUAUCUACAAGUGUUACAAGAUAGAGAUUAUGCUCUUCUACAGAAAUCAUUUUGGAGCUGAAGAACUAGAUGGAGACAACAAAGAUUAUGAUGCAUAUCUAUCUUAUACCAAAGUGGAUCCUGACCAGUGGAAUCAAGAAACUGGAGAAGAAGAAAGAUUUGCUCUUGAGAUUCUACCAGAUAUGCUGGAAAAGCAUUAUGGAUACAAGUUGUUCAUACCGGACAGAGAUUUGAUUCCCACAGGAACCUACAUUGAAGACGUGGCAAGAUGUGUAGACCAAAGCAAGCGACUGAUCAUCGUCAUGACUCCAAGUUACGUGGUAAGAAGAGGUUGGAGCAUCUUUGAACUGGAAACAAGGCUUCGAAAUAUGUUAGUCACGGGAGAAAUCAAAGUGAUACUGAUUGAAUGCAGUGAACUACGAGGAGUUAUGAACUACCAGGAGGUUGAGGCCCUAAAACAUACCAUCAAGCUCCUCACUGUCAUUAAAUGGCACGGACCAAAAUGCAACAAGUUGAAUUCCAAGUUCUGGAAACGUUUACAGUACGAAAUGCCUUUUAAGAGGAUUGAACCCAUGACAAACGAGCAGGUUUUAGAUGUCAGUGAGCAGGGGCCCUUUGGGGAACUCCAGACAGUCUCCGCAAUUUCCAUGGCUGCUGCCACCUCCACUGCUCUUGCCACUGCCCAUCCAGACCUGCGCUCCACCUUUCAUAACACAUAUCAUUCACAGAUGCGCCAGAAACACUAUUACCGGAGCUAUGAGUACGAUGUACCUCCUGCUGGCACCCUGCCUCUUACCUCAAUAGGUAACCAGCACACCUACUGCAACAUCCCCAUGACACUUAUAAACGGGCAGCGGCCGCAGACAAAAACUAACAGGGAGCAGAACCCCGAAGAGGCUCACACAAACAGUGCCAUACUGCCCCUCCUGCCACGGGAGACCAGUAUAUCCAGUGUCAUUUGGUGACCGACAUGCAAGGGGCUGCCAACCCCCUUGAGUAGGAGCAGAGUCUGCAGUCUGGUGCCUGGAACUACAUCCUCGACUGCUGCUGUUAAACAUGCAUUACAAUCGAUAACAAACGAGGAAAAACAGGGUCUUGUACAUAUGUUUUUUCAAUUUCUUUGUAGCAUCAGUCUUCCUGUUUUACCCAUGUCUCUUCCCAUUCACAUUUUUGACUUUGUUUUAUAUGUCAUUGGAAUUUGUAUAUUUACAUUUUUUUUAAAUGAAGAGACUGCUGUAUAGAUAGGAAACUUUUUUGCUUCAUUAGUAUAGUUUUAGACUUUUUUGUUUGUUUGUUUAUAACCUCUCUUGGGAAUGCUUGGACAAAGCUAUGUUGAUAUCAGAAGCACCAUCCAUUUUGUUGGCCUGCCUAGCCAUGCCUGCUGCAGCUCACCUCUUUUGGAGAGUUUUUGUUCUUAGAAGGACCCCACUGCUCACUGAGAGCUCCAGUUUCAUUUCUACUCCCGUAAUGUGCACUGCUCCUUCCCUGCCCUUACAAAGAGCCCCAUUUGGGGUAAUACUACAGUCUGACCAUCUAACAUGUAACUUGGUAGAUACCUGUCAAACAAGAGAAAAUACCCAAUCUGUAUUGGUUGCUUCACAGUAGUCACUAGAGUGUGUAGAAACUAUAGCCGGUUUGGUUUUUGCUUUCUUGGGUUUGGUUUCUUUCUUAAUUCUUAUUUUAAGAAUGAGUUGGUUGUAUGCCUUUUAUAAAUAUAAAAGCAACCCUAUUUUUAACACGUCCUGGAAAAGUAUUAAUGUGGUUGUGGAUUUUAUUUUUUAAGCACUCUUUUUUUUUCUUCCUUUCUCAACUUUCAAAAUCUUGCAAAUAACAUUUGCAAAUGUCAGGCGAGUAAGACAAGUGAGGCAAUAGACACUGAAGUGCAGAGUCCUGCUGAUAUGUACAGUGAUGACUUCCAAACCAAAGGGGAAUAAAAAAGACAGUAUUGUAGAUGGUUUGUCACUUUGUAUUAUAGAAAGUGUUAUUUUCAAAAAAAAAAGUAAGAGCAAAACAUUAUUUUCCUGUGGAUUUCAGAGUCCCUUGUAUUUUAAUGUUCCAAAAACUGUAUUUGCUUUAAAAUUAUAUAUUCAAGAUUAAGAAAUCUUCUUUCAUUUGGUUUUAGCUUGUAACGAUAAAUAAAACUUUAUUAAUUUCAACAUGAUUUCAGUAAGAACUCAGGCAGAAAAAAUGACGUGAUUACCAGAAAUAUAACUGUUUUCAGAAUAAACUUUAUUUAUACAAAAUUAAUAUUUAAAUCAGACCUGGAAGUAUUAAAAAAAAUAUUCACUUUAAUGAAUAAAUAAAUUAGUUUUAUUUUUAUGUAUGAUUCCAUCUUUGAGGAGUUGCAAAUAAUGCAUGUACCAUGGCUGACAGGGAUGAAUAAAAGCCCACCACUGUGUUUACAUCCAGACACCUUUGAGACAAAUUAAAUAAGCACCUUGCUCAUACUUAUGUUUUAAAUAACAGAAAGUCCUUUCUGGUUUUAGAAGUAGAGAGGAGUGGUGCAGCUCUACAACAAAUUCAGGCCAAGCUCUCUGCUGGCAGAAGCAGAGGAGCUGGAGUAGAGCUACUGGUUGCAGCACACUGUCAUAGAGCCUUGGGUUUGAUUUACCCUGGCAGAAGUGUAACUGGUGUCCUGGCAAACAGGCCUUGGAGUCUAUUUAUGUAAUUAAUUAGCUUUAGGUGUUUUUGUGGCAGCUGAAUGAUAUCGGCCAAUACAAUGGAUGUUGUGGGGUUUGCUCAUCAUGAUUGUCACAACAAGAAAAGUAGAGCUUAUAAUAUUUUGGUCUUAAUGAGAAGUGAGUGGAGAAGCUGCAGGUUGAGAGAUAUUUGUGGGAGCAAUCCAGAACUGACAGUGCGGGAGGAAAUGACUGUUCUUCUGUUGUGAAAGUCAAGAAAUCUCAGCAUCUGCAUAAGAAGCUAAUAGACCUUUGAGGUGUACACUUUCAUUUGCUUAAAAUGUUUAUUUCUCUGAGAUUAAUUUCAAGUCCUUUUCUACAACCCGUUCUUUAUUAUAGUGUCUCUGGACAUGUGCCAAACAUCCACAAAAUGGAAAUUAGGCUGCCAGGUCACAUAAAAUUUUAAGAGAACUUUGCACGUUUGCUUUAAAAAAGCUAUUAUUUAUUUGCUCUUACAGACACCUGUCAGGCACUGAUGGCAUUUUCCUUCAUUCAUUUGGAUGCCUGUCCUGGUUUUCACUGGGCUGAGGGGAGGAGAAGGGGAGGGGUUGAGUGAGUGGCAGUGUGGUGCUUAAUUUCCAUCUGGGCUUAAAUCACAACAGUCCCAAAUACCCCAGGAUCCUCUGAAAGCAAUGCAUUAUUCUUUUCCCCUUUACAUGCCCUGGUGUAAAGACUGGGAUGUGGAAUAAAUGUAGGAUGUAAUUAUUUGAAAAUGGGUAGGUCUUUCCUUAGCCACAUGGGAAGAAAUUUUCUCUUCUUCUAUUUUUAGUGUAGAUUUAAGCACUUUGAAUAGCAUGAUUCAGGGAUUGACAAAUACUAUUUGAUAUUCACACUACUUAAAGGAAGAUUUUCUUAUAAUGUUUUGUCAUAAUAUUAAAUAUAAGAAAAACAAGCAAACAAGAUAAAAGAGAAACCACAAAACCUGAAAUAAGUGGAGAAGUUGUCUGUGGCUUUAGAAACAUUCCUCCUUAGUACUCCCUCUUCUGUGAACAGCUCUGUGUGGGGAACAGUGAAGGAAAGUGUUGUGUGUUCACGUGCUCUAUGUUUGACAAAAAUUCUGUUGGAAUGCAAAAUAAAAUGGAAACAAACAAACAAGCAAACAAAACAAAACCAACAAAAAUUGUCAUUGCCCUAGUGCUUAGGCUCCAUCAUUUUUGGUGAAGGUGUUUUGGUUUUUGACAAUGCAGCCUGAAAUGUGCAUGCAAUAGCCACAUAUAAGGUUUAGCCAUAAGCAAAUAGCACUUUAUUUUAAAAAAGGCACAGUGUGAUGAUCAGAAAAACUUACUCUGCCUGGUUAAUAACUUUGGGUCUGUAUGUGGAUUCUAUGCACGUGAAUUAUUCAAGUGUGGUGCUCUGUCUUUAUAAGGCUCUCUCCAAUCAUGGUAGUCCAUAUUAUAAAAGGACUCUUGUUACACAGCUUGUGUAAAUUCAGUAUAUAGGUUCGUCAGAGAGGAUACAUAGCUGGAAAGAAAUGGGAGACUGUAUAGAAUGCAGCUAAUUAUUUUGAAGACAAAAUGCAUUGCUGGGUCUGAUUCUGUUCUCAGUUACAGCAUUAUGAUUUGAGAGUAAAUCUAAUAAAACUGAAUGAGUGCAGGAUUGAUUUGUUGGGAGAAGAAAACUGGAAAAACAAAGAAAAAGAAAAAGGAAUUCAUAUUUGCAGUCUGUGACAAGCUGAAAUCUUGGCUGCAAGGAAAGGAACAGCAAAAUGCCUUCUGGAUUUUAGUGGGGACCCAGUUCUCACCUGGCAGCCAACAUCAAACGCUUUCUAUAUGUUCUAUCCACAAAGUUCAGCAUUGUUAGGCUAAGGCGCAAACUAAGAUUUUUCUAUUUCUGCAAAGCUGUGAAAACCAUGUGUAUUUUACAUAAUGGGUGAUAAUCAGUUCCAUAAUAGUCAGAAAGCUUGUUAUACCCGCCUGAUCCAAAUUCACAAGGCUUUAUUUGGAUAUUGUGCAUUAAUGACUCAUUUAAAUUAUAGAUAGAGCAGUGAGAUUUGGGAAAAGUGGCCUAGUAAAAAGGAUUCCUUCAUUUUUACACCAAAAAAAAAGAAAAAAAAAAAAAAAAAGAAGAAGAAAAUGUCAAGCUAGUAAGCCUAAGGAGAAUUUAAUUAAAAUCCAAAGAAGGAAGAAAACCACAAUAGUAAAGUAAGCUCAAAAAUAGAACAAUGGUCAAUGGAGAAUAAAGGGCAAAAUACCCACUUGCUUUUUGACUGUGUUGUGGUUUCUUUUGUCAUGCAAAGCUCUGUACUCUGGCUGACCUACAUCAAGCAACUGGCUUUUUUGGAGGCCAUCCAGACAGAUCAGCAACACAAAUAUGUCCCUGUAUGUCUAAUACACUUCCGAAGGAUUUUGUACUUGUUGAUAGUCCAGCACAGUCCUUCCAUUGUUGUUAUAAAGAGGAAGGCAAAAAUCUGUCAGCACUAAAAAAAAUCUCUGUAACAGACUUAGUUUAUUAACUAGAAUAACUAAAUUCCUUCACUCCUACCCCCUACCUGGUUUGUUGUUGUUGGGACACAUUUUCUAACCCAGCUGAGAAAUAGGUUAAAGUGGCUGGCAACAGAAAAAAUGUAAGCAACCUCAUAAGAAUGUUUCCUUGUAUUAUGAGGGUUGAAAAUUCCUUGGCCUUUUUGUUUUUUGUUUGUAUAGGCACAUCUCUUCACCUCCUAAAUAGCCCUCUGAGUGGAGGUUGAAGAACACCAUUGUGUCUUUAAUUUCAGAUUCACUGAAUUUAGCAUGGAUAUUGAGCUGUUGUUUGUGAUGUAAUUCUGCUGGGCCAUUUUCCAUUGACUCUGUCCCUAUCCUCCAAUACGUUGGCAGCAUCACACUUCACCAAAGAGCCUUGACUUGAUGUUCCAAAACUCAGAGUUGUUGCCCUGGGGAGCGAAAAUGAUAAAAAUGUUUCAGCUAUUAAGAGUUUUUCUAUGCUUUUUUUUUUUUUUAAAUUCUCAUUAUAACAAAGUUUGAUUUUGCUCUGGACUAAUAAGCUCUGGUGUAUGUUUAGAGUCCAUAGGGUCAUAAGUAGUUAGAGAAGAAAUUACAAAGGCAGGUCUGAUAUCUUAUGUGGAAAACAUGUCAAUUCUCAAGCUGUUCAGGUUACUGAAAAACGAGUAUAUUUUUAUUGAGACUUUUUAAAGGGACAAAUUCAACUUGUAAUUACAACCAGACUCAUCCCAAAAGCUUAUCAGCAUUCUUAACAUUAAAUAGCUAAUACCUUAAAUAACAUAAUUUCAGAAUCAUUCAACAGUCAAUUCAAAUAUUGUUAUUUGGGGGGACUAAGAGUUUCAUGAUUGUCUAGGAUCUAAAUGUUAAAUAGUUUAUCUAGUAUUGAGGUUAUAGAGAGUACAAACAUUUUUCUUGAUCACUAGUCUAAGGAAAAUAAUUUGAAGAAAAAUGUGAGAGCUAAGAAUUUGAGGGAGUUAUUGAUAUCUUUUAUAAAGACUUCUCUUAACCAUCAGAACAUGCCAAAAGGAAGAGACAAAUUAUGAAGAAAUAAAAUAGAUCUGUUUUUUAACCUUCUCUUUCUCUGUUAAUCAAAUACUAGCUCUCCCUCUGCCAUCCUCAAAAAUACAAAGUCAUCCAGGAUCAAUUAAUAUCUACUGAGCCCAUACUCUCAAACUCAUUUUGUGACAGAGUGCAAGCCAGAGCAGGAAGCUGCACUGUAUGUCUAUGACUGAGAAGCUCCACAGAGGGGAAAGUGUGUUCCUAUGCAUGGAGGAGGGCAGCACAGACUCCUCUGGCCUCAUGUUUAGCUGCUCCUGUGUGGGUGGUUGCAGAAGGAACCUCUGGCAUCCCCACUGUCCUACCUGCUGUAGGCAGCACACAGGGAAGGUGGGCAGAAAAUAGCUACUGAUGUUAGUGAAAAUAAACAUGAGAACUAUCAGAUGUUGAGGGACAGGUACCCUGGGGCAAAGCUGCUGGAAGAGCAGGAACAGCUGGCAAUAUUUCCCAUUUGCUCCAUGUUCAAACUAAACACCAGCACCGAGCAUAGAAAGAGGUCAGCUUGCUUGGUUAGUGUGAAAGCACUACAUGGCAGCUACAGGAAAUUGCCAUCUCAGUCAGGUAACACCACACCUGAGCACUCCUGCAGGAAUUUCCACCCCAUCCUGUCCCUCCCAUCCUAUCCAGUCCCAUCCCCUCCUCUCAUAUCUGUUUACCUUGCAGACUGAAGUACAAGCACUCAAAGCUUGCUGUAAGGCUUCAGGUUGGGGUUCACACAAAAACUCUUUGCAGAGAUGUUUAGGGUGAGUAGAUGUCUUCUUUCCUGUGACUUGCAGGAGUAAAACUUUGAGCUGAAAAAAGGCUGUAUUUUUUGUUCUCAGUAUACCAUUUUUCACAUCCACAUAGAAUGCUCAUGUGAAGCAACAUCCUGAUACUAUUCUGAUCUUCUCUGAGAUAAAAAAAUCUUUAAAAUGUCAGUUAUGGGCUCAAGAUAUUCCUUUAAGCUGCAGUCUGCACACACACACUUGAAAAACAAGCAUAAAGAAAGAAAAGCAAAUUAGCAAUGCAAUUACUUAAUCUUUUUUAACCUGGGUUUAUAGAAUUCUUUUUAAAAGGAAGGUUGUUUUCUCCUGAUGUUUUGUAGGAAGUUAAGUAAGAGUCUUUUCUGAAUUUUCUCUACAUUCUUUGCAUGACAGGUAAAUCAUAGAGAUAUUUGUUUAGAAAAUCCCAUUAUUCAUUGUAAAUUUAAAACACAAGUGGCAAUGAAUUUACAGACAUACAAGAAGUUGUUUGCCAGAGUUAAUAUUCUGUGGCGAACAGCUCACUGCAGCCCUAAUUGAGUUCUUAGGAAUGUUUCAGCAGAAAAUUUAAACAAUGAGUAUUAUAUGUUUACCUUUAGCAUCACAUUAGAACACUGUACAUUUUUCAUCUUAACAUCUAGGCAACUUCAUGUGGAACAAUUAUGUAAAUACAAAGCAGUGAGGAGAACAGUGACACAACUGUCUCUCCAUCUAUCUUAGCAAAAUAUUUCAGUGACACCAGGCUCCUUCUUUGACACCACUAAACUAUGCCUACCUCAGCAAAACACAUGAAUCUGCAAACUGUGCAGAUAUCUGGGACAAAAUUGUUGCAAUAAUCACUCUCAAAUCUUACUUACAUCACAGAAAGCACUUUAUGCAAUUUUAUUCCUGUACAUAGGUAUUUUAACUUGUUGGUUAAAUGGUUAUUUAAUCAUAGAACUGUACAACAAAAUAAAAUAAGUAGCACUCAAAAAAGGCAAGGAAAUCCUGAAAAUCUGAGUUUUUUCAUAGCAAGGUAUUUCCCAUGUGCUGCAAGGAGAUGACAAACUUGUAACCAAGGCAUUGCUAGGGAUGCUGUGACACAGGUACAUUGCUGGGGUGACACGGGGUGGGAGAGGUACAGGGAAGAUUUUUAUUGGUCGUGUCAUGACCAGGUAGGUUAACACAACUAGCAUUCAUCAAGUCCUGCUGCCACAGGAAAUUACAGAUAUCUUUUGCCUAGAAUCCCAAAUUUAGAAGAUACUUCCUUCACCAACUGUUUGCUAUCUGAAGCCAUUUAUAUAACCUUGUUAGAUGUAGGAUUUUUUUUUUCCUAGUUAAAAGGACCUACCUGAAUAUCUGCCAAAUUUCCUGUUGUAAAUAAUGCUGUCAGUACAGUUCAUCUCUUAUUUUCUCCAAUUACCUCUUCACUCUUCUAAACAAAAGAGCUUGUGAAUAGCUUUCAGUACCACACAGCAAAUACUAUUCCUACAUUUUUUAAAUAUUUUUAGUUGUUUGAAGAGUGAGAAGCAGCAGCAAAGAUGCUAUCGGCUUGAAAUGACACUUGCCAAAAUGUUCUUUAGGGAAUGUUGAAGAAAAAUUCCUUUUUAGUCAUUCUGUUCACCUUACCAGGUAUACAACCUUCAAGAUCCCCUCAGACAGGAAUCUCGAGCAUAAGAAGUUGGACAGAGACUGAAAUAAUUAAUUUUCAAGAAUGUUUUCAUUCCUUGUAGCGUCUUGAAUUGUGUUUUUGUUUGCUUGGACUUGCUUUGUUUUGUUCUGAUUUGUUUUCAUAAGGACACAUCAGGACUGAGAUACCAUUGCACUACAUGAGUUUAUUAGAAAGAAUGGAGUGGAAGUCCAGAGAACUGGAGUAAAAUAGUCAUAAACAAGUCUGAAAGUCAGGAGACUUUCAGCACAAAUGUACACAUGGAAACUGUUCAAAGAGCUGCUGGAUUUCCUUAGCUCCCACUUCAGUCAGUUCUCUACUUUAUAGCCAAUCCAAAAAAUAGGUAUUUUAAGGGAAAAUUGUCCUUUCAGGUGCUAUUAUACUUGGAGUCUCAGGCACAGUGAGUCUGAUUCCCUCUGCUCACUGAGAAAUGAGCUUCCUUUUAAAAGCUGAGGUUUUCCCAGCCUUCUGAUUGCUACCUGUUGGUUUUCUAAGGCUCUCCAAAGUCUUGAAAAAUAAAUAAAUAAAAUAUUUCAAAGUCAAGUUGAAUCCAUAGGAACUUACAAAAUUAUCAUUGGUUAUUUCAAAUACUUUACUAGAACACAGCUAUCUUCCCUUUCUUCCUGUAACUCUUAUGGUUCUUCUGCUCUAGGUAAUUUGCUGUAAUUUAUUUUACAUGUCCUGUAAAAAUAUGACCUAAGAUAUUUUUAUGUUAUUCAGAAAACUCAUAAAACAUUUGUGACAGCUUCAUUAUAAAGGUUUGAAGACUUGUUAAUGAUACAUGUUCAGCAUGCUAAUAAAGUUAAAGAAGGAAGCUGCCCAGUGCUGGGCAGUGGUGAAGCAGCAACAGGCAAUGAGUGGAGUAUACUAAAAGAAAGAAUACUAAUCUUAGCUUUUAGAGUAAAAGGGAUUAUCUCCCAACAAUGCAGCUAAAUAUCCCCUGUUGUCACUCAUGGCAGUUUUGAGCCACCUCUGAAUUUUGCAAGAAAAGCAUAUUAUUAAAGUCUUUGCAGUUACUAGUGUCAUGAAACCUUUGAUAAUAUAUAAAAUUAAGCAUAUGCACCAUUUCAUAAGUAAAUCUUUUUAUUGGCAUAUUAUGUGUUCUGCACCUUCUUCAGAUAACAAGUAAACAAAAUGAGCAAAAAGAUUUUUAAUGGAAAGAACAUAUGUCUAUUUCAAAUGCUAGAAGAAAAAUUUCAUCACCUGCUCUUUCCUAAAAAAAAACUGCAAAAGUAAUACAAAUAAAGCAAUUUUUUCUAGAGGAUUUAGUUUCUUUAAUUUUAUUUAGUUCCUUUACUCAUCUCAGAAGGACCUGACUGUCCACAAGCAGAAUGCACAACCCAACUCAAGCAGUGAUAUUCCCUUCUUGGGAACCCACUGUUCAAAGUUAUCACCUGGAUAAGCAUCUUGAUAAAGCACUUUGUUAAUAAAGCUCUCAGCUGGACUCCCAUAAUCUGAGGAGUCAGCAGAGUGGAAUUGCUUUGCAGCUCCUGUUGAAUACAUGCACAUACAUUGAAGAGAUAAAUGUCUCCUUACCAUCUUUAAUUUUGCAUUGAUGGAAUGGAGCAAGGAAGUGUCAUGCUAGGCUUUGGCACCUUUUAUCUUAAUUCUCUUUAUAGCUGAUUAAAGUAAAAAAAAAUACUUCUACUGGAGUCAGCAGAAUUAACUGUUGGUCAGUAUAAAUGGUGCAAAAAUAAAGAGCAGAAUCAGGCCCAGUCAUUGUGAACAUGAAUUUCUGUUUAUUCUACAAUUUAAUUGAAGUUUUAGCAUCAUUGUCUUUUCUAAAUGUCCAUAACUACUGCCAUAAAAACCAUAAAUUAACAUAUACAUUUUUUUUCAAGGUUUUCUUUAAGGCUACAAGUAUGACUAUAAAUUGGAAAAUGUGUCUCUUCCUUUAUACAAUUUGUUCAAAAUGAUUAAAGUUAAAAGUAUGAGCACUAAAGUUAAGUAGAAAUACAUCAACCUAUAUUUAUGCCUACUGUAUAUUAAAGAUUUUACCUAAAGAGAUGUACUUAUAUUUAUUUUUAAAAAAAAUUAGAUGGGGCACAGCUAAAAGGAACUGCAUUUUUGUAGUAACACUAUACUUAUUGCUGAGAAGCAAGAGAGUCAUAAUCAAAAUGUUACCUAGUUUCAGUGUAUGUUGCUUUAAAAUGAACAUGGUUUAUGUUAUCCUAACUUUUGGAAAAUUCACCAAGCCUGGUAUAAAAAAGAUGAAGACCUUAUUGUAAUAGCUAUAACAUAUUAAGCAUUUUGUAUUUUCAUCAAUUUUAUUCUUACAAGAGAAAAGACAUCACUCACUAAAUAUGAAUGCUGCACAUAUUAGCAAUAGAAACAUUGAUUUUUGUAACUUUGAUUGAACUUGCCUUAACUUUUCCACACAUAUAUACAAACACAAAUAACACAUAGAUGGGGGAAAAGAGGAUUAAGAGAAAUAAAACCCACAAAUGUAGGCAAGUUUUACAUUAUUUAAUGAGUAACAACACAUGAGCUUUUUCAAUAGAAUCCUUGUAAAGAGCACAUGAUGCCAUAAGUUUGUUAAAGCACAAGGUGUACUUUGUCUAGAUGAAAAAAAAAACCCAACAAAAUAACUCAAAACCAAACAAAAAAAAAAAAACUUUUGGUGUGACUUUGAUUUAGGUUUAAAAAAGUUGGAUGUUUAAAAAAAAUUCUUUAUUACUUGCAUAUGAAUAUUUUUGUAUGAUAAUAUAUGAAGAAAGUUUUAAAACAAAACAAAAAAAACCCACUUGCUUUAUAGUGUGCAAAUUUUAGAGGAAAGUAAACAGGGUAUGUGUCCAAUUUGUAAAACAAUGUCCUCCUUUCAAGAUUACUCUUUCACUGACUAAAUGCAAGGCUAUGACAACUUGAAAUACUUUCUUUUGUGAACUGACAAAGAAAAAAUAAAGCAAUGUGAAUAA